Molecule: messenger RNA, 2577 nt
Organism: Xenia sp. Carnegie-2017
Lineage: Eukaryota; Metazoa; Cnidaria; Anthozoa; Malacalcyonacea; Xeniidae
Product: conserved oligomeric Golgi complex subunit 5-like
Exons: 25
Coding region: 36-2459 (807 amino acids)
Biological process (GO): intra-Golgi vesicle-mediated transport
Cellular component (GO): COG complex
Source: RefSeq, a predicted model, not a curated record
GACGUGGCGGCAAUUAACUCCGCCAAAUUUCAAAGAUGGCGGGCGAAACAAUGAAUUUAGAAGGCUCGGAUGUUUUGAAGAUUUUACGUGAAGACGACACAUUUGAAAUGUUUCUGGAGAAGGAUUUUGAUGCUAAGGGUUAUGCAAACAAUGUCAUUGAAAGUAAAGCAAUUGGAGACUGUCUGGAAAAAUUGGCUGACGGUAUACGCCUGCUUGAUAAAGAACUACAUUCACAGGUUGUAUCCAGACACGAGGAUCUUUUACAGCAGGCGACUGGUAUAGAAACAUUGGAAGGUGUUUUGCAAAUGAUGACCUCAAGAAUUACAUCUUUGCAAUUGUCACUUGAAAGAAUACACCAACAGAUUAGUGAACCGUAUGAAAAAAUCCGUGCAAGAACAUUACAGCUACGCAGGUUACAAACAACAUGUGAUCUGUUGCGUCGGGUAAUCAGGAUAAGUUAUCUCACAAGACGUCUUGAAAGUCAAUUAAAAGGAGGGAUUAAAGAGACAACCAAGGCAGCUCAAAGUCUUAAUGAACUAGGUUAUUUAAUGGAAGGUGUAGAUUUAGAUGGCAUUGAGGUCUUACAUAAAGAUAUUGAAUUUACAAGAAAAGCAAGGACAGAGGUGACCUCACAAGCUGAAAAUAUGCUCACGCAAGGAAUGCAUAACUUGAACCAGACGCAGGUUGCUACUGCCCUUCAAGUAUUUCAUAAUCUUGGCGUUUUACACGAGACCAUCGAAACGUUGGUUGAAUUGGAGAGAGGAGAGUUUCGAACGCACAUUAAAAAUACAUUAGAUAUAAACAAUCUUAUGUAUUCACAAAAUGGAAACUCGGGUCCAGGUCGCGCCGCCGUUCCCGCCCCAGGAAACACGGCUAUGUGGCGAGCAACUUUGUGGACUGGAAUGGAGAAACUGAUGGAUAAGAUUUAUAGUUACUGUGGAAAGAUUCAUCAUCUCCUUAAAGUUCUUUCAAAGAAAAGAGAUCCAGUUACGCAUGUUUGCUUUAUGGAGGAAUUUCUUAAGGAAAAUAAGAAAAGUAAAGUUUUGUCAUUUUGGAAGUUAUUCACUGAAACAUUACGAGAAGAACUUACUUCUGCAGCAAAUAAAUCGCCGUUUCUAAAACAAGCUUUUGAAGGGGAAUAUCCUAAGUUGCUUCGAUUGUACAAUGAACUGUGGGCGCGUCUACGGCAAUUUCAUUUAACAAACAGCGCGAAUAAUUUGUACACGGGUGGAGUCGCCGAGGUUGUUUAUGGCGUCUUUCAUAUAUAUCAAGAAUCGGAUAUAAGUCCCGAAGAUCUGUUACGGAACUCGUUAUCGGGAUUCGAGAGCGCUUAUCUUUCGCGCUCGCUCUCUCGACUCUUCGAUCCCAUCAAUCUCGUGUUUCCUGCUGGAGCCCAGGCUCCUCCAUCGAAAGAAGACGUGGCUGGAAUCGUGAAAACUAUUGCAAGUGAAAUGAAUGUGGCGAAUGUCGACGUUGGAUUAAGUGUUUCUGUGUCAAGAAAUGUAGAAAAAACACUUCAGUUGUACACAGCAAAAUCUGAACAGUUGCUCGUCACUUCUCCAGAUGCGUACGAAAUCGAAAUAGAGAUCAGUGAAAGCCAAAUGAAAAACGCCGCAAUAGUUAAUAUGCUGUACGAAUUGCAUCAGUCAACAAUCGAGAUCUUAGGAAAACUAAAUUAUCCUAAACUUGGCGUAGAAGCAAUACACAACGCCUUAAAACAAAUUCUUUCACUGAUCGAUAAUGCCGUAGAACAUCUAUUCAUGUCAAUGCAGAGAAGAAUGGAAGAAAUAAUUUAUAAUAUUUACGUGGAGGACUUCUCAAGUGCUCAGCUCUCUGUUAACCUCUCAGAUAUCCCCGAAGCACCAUGCUCGUCCUAUAUAAAUGAACUUCAGGAUUUUAUUGUUCAUCUGAAAAGAAAGAUCUUGUCCCUCUACAAUUGUGGAGAACUCUUUUUAGACAGAUUGAAUAAAAUGGCCGCUCGUAUUUUACACGUGUUUGUUCGUCAUGUGAGUUUAUUGCGAUAUUUGGGUGAAGGAGGAAAAUUAAGGUUGGCCGCAGAUAUGGCACAGAUUGAGUUUGCCGUUGGUCCUUUAUGUCGUCGUGUUUCUGAUCUUGGACGUUCUUAUAAAACACUACGAUCAUUUAGACCUCUACUAUUUCAAACGGCUGUUGACAUCUCCAACAAUCCAGCUCUUGGCGAAAGCUUACCUUUUUCAUUAGUCUUACACCACCUUCUUGCUCAAGGACCAUCCGAUCUUCUAUCACCUUAUGAGGUUAAAGGAUGGUCUCUACGUUAUUAUAAUCAAUGGCUCGAUGAACAUGAAUCAGAAAAUGAAAGACUUACUUUGAUAAGUGUUGCUCUGGAAACAUAUGUCCAAUCGGUGAGAUCACGUGGGGAAAAAGAAUUUGCAUCCGUAUACCCAAUCUUACUCAAAGUAUUACAGAAAGCAUCAACGUGAUAGGACGGUAUUGUACAAUUCGAAUCGUAUUUAACGCUGGUCCGGUUAUUUCUCAUCUCGGUAUCUAAUAUAUCCCAUAUUGCGUUUCCUUAAAAAUAAUUUCGUGAAAUUUGUUUAA